UCGCCAUUUUAACUGCGCAGCACAAGGACAUAGCGUUUUCUCUCGUGUGAUUGGUCACUGGACUGAACACAGAUCCACAUCAGAUGUCCUCCAGGAAACAGGAAUGAAGAGAAUGACUGAAGUCCAGCAGAUGAGUGAUUGUGUGGAGAAAGACGAGGACAGAGCAGAGUCUCCAGGUCCCAGCUGUCUGUCUGUGAAGAGUGACCAGUCUAUGGGUUAUCCUCCAAACCUCAGUCAUGAACCUGGAGCCUCAGACACAAAAGGUCAGAACCAGGGACAGAGAGCGGAGUCUCCAGGACCCAGCUGUCUGUCUGUGAAGAGUGACCAGUCUUUGGAACGAAUUAUACGUUUCAAUCGUGAACCUGGAGCCUCAGAGACACAACACAAGUUUGCCGUGGACGAGCACACGUCCUGCUGUCCUCUGUGUCAGGACGUCCUGAAGAAUCCAGUCUCCACCAGCUGUGGUCACUGGUUCUGCAGACGCUGCAUCUCCUCAUACUGGGACCAGUCUGGUCCACCAGGAAACUCCUGCUGUCCCCAGUGUGGGAAAAGACCCAGAACAGGACAUGGACCACAGACCAUCAGUGUACAGAGUAAGAUACAUGUUGGUCUGCAGGAGGUUCUACAUGAACAUAAGAUGAGUCUGAGGAGGAGAUUUGAAUAUGUGACUGAAGGAACUGAUGGAAGAGGAAGUAGAACCCUCCUGAACAGGAUCUUCAAUGAGCUCUACAUCACAGAGGGACAGAGUGAAGAGGUCAAUACUCAACAUGAGGUGAUGCAGCUGGAGACAUCCUCCAAGAAGAAGAUGGUCCAGGACACUCCCAUUAAGUACUGCGACAUCUUUAAAGCCUUACCUGACCAGCAGGGGAGCAUCAGAGUCGUCCUGUCCAACGGUGUCGCUGGUGUUGGAAAAACCUUCUCAGUGCAGAAGUUCACUCUGGACUGGGCCGAGGGUUUGGAAAACCAGGAUGUGAAUCUGCUGAUUGUGCUUUCGUUCAGGGAGCUGAACCUGAUCAGAGAUGAGCAGCACAGUCUUCUCACACUGCUCCAUGUUUUCUAUCCAACAUUACAGAAGGUCAGAGCAGAGAACCUCGCUGUGUGUAAACCUUUGUUCAUCUUUGACGGCCUGGAUGAAAGCAGACUCUCACUGGACUUCAACAGCAGGACGCUUGUUUCUGAUGUCACACACAGGUCAUCAGUCAACGUGCUGCUGACCAACCUCAUCCAGGGGAAUCUGCUUCCCUCGGCUCUCAUCUGGAUAACUUCCCGACCUGCAGCGGCCAAUCAGAUCCCUCCUACAUGUGUUGAGAGGUUAACAGAAGUACGAGGCUUCACUGACGACCAGAAGGACGAGUACUUCAGGAAGAGAUCCAGAACUGAAGAUCUGUCCAGCAGAAUCAUCUCACACAUCAAGACGUCCAGGAGCCUCCACAUCAUGUGUCAAAUCCCAGUCUUCUGCUGGAUCAGUGCUACAGUUCUGGAGCACAUGUUGACCACGGAGCAGAGAGGAGAGCUGCCCAAGACCCUGACAGACCUGUACUCACACUUCCUGCAGGUUCAGACAAAGAGGAAGAAGAACAAGUACGAUAAAGGAUCUGAGACGAGUCCACAGGAACUGAUGGAGGCCGACAGGGACGUUCUUCUGAAGCUGGGGAGGCUGGCCUUUGAACAUCUGCAGAAAGGAGACAUCAUGUUCUACCAAGAAGACCUGGACCGGUGUGGUCUUAGUGUGACAGAGGCCUCGGUGUACUCAGGGGUUUGUACAGAGAUCUUCAGAAGAGAGAGCGUGAUCUUCCAGAAAACGGUCUACUGCUUUGUUCAUCUGAGCGUUCAGGAGUUUCUGGCCGCAGUCUACAUGUUCCACUGUUUCACCAACAGGAAGACAGAGGUACUGCAGGACUUCUUCAGAAAAAAAGAUGGUGAUGAUGAUGGUGGUGGGUACACUUCUCUGGAUGUGUUCCUGAAAGGAGCCAUGGAGAAAUCACUUCAAAGUGAAAAUGGUCACCUGGACCUGUUUGUUCGCUUCCUUCAUGGACUCUGUCUGGAGUCCAACCAGAGACUCUUAGGAGAUCUGCUGGAUCAGACUCAGAACAGUCCAGAAAUCAUCCAGAGAGUCAUCGAGAACCUGAAGGAGAUGAACACAGACAACAUCUCACCUGACAGAAGCAUCAACAUCUUCCACUGUCUGACAGAGAUAAACGACCAAUCAGUGCAUCAGAAGAUCCAAGAGUUCAUGAAGUCAAAGGACAGAGGACAGGAACUCUCUGAAAUCCACUGCUCAGCACUGGCCUACAUGCUGCAGAUGUCUGAGGAGGUUCUGGAUGAGUUGGACCUGAACAAGUACAACACAACGGUCCAGGGAAAACGCAGACUGAUUCCAGCUGUGAGGAACUGCAGGAAGGCUCGGUUGAGGGACUGCAGUUUGUCAGAGAUCAGCUGUUCUUCUCUGGUCUCAGUUCUGAAAUCCAACUCCUCCCACCUGAGAGAACUGGACCUGAGCUGGAACUAUUAUCUGCAGAAUUCAGGAGUGAAGGUGCUGUGUUCUGGACUGGAGAGUCCACAUUGUAGACUGAAGACUCUAAAGUUGAGGGGCUGCAGUUUGUCAGAGAUCAGCUGUUCUUCUCUGGUCUCAGUUCUGAGGUCUAACUCCUCCCACCUGAGAGAACUGGACCUGAGUAAGAACAAGGAUGUGAGGGAUUCAGGAGUGAUUCUGCUGUGUUCUGCACUGGAGAGUCCACAUUGUGGACUGGAGACUCUGGGGUUGAGGGGCUGCAGUUUGUCAAAGAUCAGCUGUUCUUCUCUGGUCUCAGUUCUGAGGUCUAACUCCUCCCACCUGCAAAAACUGGACCUGAGUGACAACAAGGAUCUACAGGAUUCAGGAGUGAUUCUGCUGUGUUCUGGACUGGAGAGUCCACAUUGUAGACUGGAGACUCUGAAGUUGAGGGGCUGCAGUUUGUCAGAGAUCAGCUGUUCUUCUCUGGUCUCAUCUCUUAAGUCCAACCCCUCCCACCUGAAAGAACUGGACCUGAGUGGGAACUAUCUGCAGGAUUCAGGAGUGAAGCUUCUGUCUGAUCUUGUGAAGAGUCCAGACUACAGACUGGACACUCUGAAGACACAGAGUCCAGACGACACUCUGGAGACACAGAUUCCAGACGACACUCUGGGGCGGGAGUGAUGAUGAUCUUCAUCCUGAGUCCUGCUCUGUGACGCAGCUUCAGCAGAUCUGGGACAAACAUCAUCUGAAAAACAAACCAACCCAAACACAAACGCUGAUGGUGUCGUUUUUCUGUGGCCAUGACGCUGUGACAUCACUUUUAACAUCAUCAGCUCGGUCCUGUCGUCCUGAACCUGUGACAUUGUCCCGUGAACAUUUCACAUAUUCAUAACAUUCUUUCUGAAACGUCCGAUGUCUUCGAUCCAUGUGAAACGAAAAAUGAAAGGAAAAAAAUAAAAACAAUAUAUACAUAUAUAUAUAUGUAGAUAGAUAUACAUAUACAUAUACAUACACACACACACACACACACACACACACACACAAGACUAGUCAAGUCAAGUCCACUGGGUGGCUUCUGGGAUACACUACGAUUUGACUGCUGAAGGAGAAGCACUUCGUGUACGUUAGCUCCGCAUAUGAGAGUGGAAAUAUUAUCAGUGGACUUUCCAUGGUGGUGACUGGCAGUCAUUUUAUUUCACAUUAGGUAAGCCUGUAAACCUUUUAAUCCAUGUUUUUUUUUUAAGCACUUUGUGAUGUGUUUGUGCUGCUCGUCAGUAGCUAGUUAGCAGCUAGUUAGCUUGUCACGGAGAAGUGUGGGUGUCUUAAAACAAAUAUACCACCGUUCUAUUUUUCAAAUGUAAUAAUGAGUGUUAAAAUAAUUUCUGUGAAGUGUUGAAUGUCACUUAUGCACUGUUUCCUAAUGUUUUUUACACGUGUUAAGUUUUCACAUUAGUGCGUUUGGCGGGGAGAGAGUGAGUGAGAAUGAGAGAGAGAUUGAGUGAGUGAGAGUGAGAGAGAGAGAGACUUCAGGUCUGGUUGUGGAUGAAGCCAGUAAGAUUCCUACACUAAGUAUUUCGGAGUCCAACUUAUAUAUUUUGAGCCCAACUCUAACUGUGCACAAAUAAAUAAGUGGGCCCACAGCUGCAGAAAAUUAGAAAUUAAAUUUCUGGACAGAAUAUUUCUUUUAUUAUUAUUUUGGUUGGGGAAAUUUUUAUACAAUUUGUCAACUGUUUGUUUUAUAUAUAUAUAUAUAUGUCAAAAAACAAUUUGAUAUCGAAAGACAAUACAACUGUGUGAGUUUCUGUGUGUGAAAUCAAUCGUUUUCCAUAGCUAAAGAGAUAUCAGUUAUGUAGUUCACUCAAUUCAUAACUGUGUCCUCUUUAAGAAGGUCUCGAACCAGGACACUGCAUAUUUUUAUUUUAUUUAAAGUGGUGAUCCCAGACCCUUUUGAGUUUAUAUGAUCAUAUUUACAUGUAAGUUUACGUGUUAAAGUAUAACCUGCAACACUAAACAUCUGCCUUUAUCACAUAAUCAUCAUUUGA
Solea solea (common sole) is the source of this 4536-nucleotide messenger RNA. Its product is annotated as NLR family CARD domain-containing protein 3-like. NCBI's taxonomy places the organism in Eukaryota, Metazoa, Chordata, Actinopteri, Pleuronectiformes, Soleidae. Bases 104 to 3175 code for a protein of 1023 amino acids. The record is from RefSeq and is a predicted model, not a curated record. The transcript has 11 exons. Gene Ontology annotation, molecular function: protein binding.